Messenger RNA from Phlebotomus argentipes, 3132 nucleotides. It is a transcript of the gene Sap130, whose product is annotated as histone deacetylase complex subunit SAP130. The transcript has 6 exons. NCBI's taxonomy places the organism in Eukaryota, Metazoa, Arthropoda, Insecta, Diptera, Psychodidae. Gene Ontology annotation, cellular component: Sin3-type complex. Gene Ontology annotation, biological process: negative regulation of transcription by RNA polymerase II. The record is from RefSeq and is a predicted model, not a curated record. The coding region runs from base 82 to 3087 and encodes 1001 amino acids.
GAAGAGGCAACGCGCCGCCAUUGCGAGAAUUGGUGUUGCUUUUACCAUCGUCAGGUGAAAAGAGUGCAAAAGUGUGUCGAGAUGAGUGGCCAGGAGGGUGACAAGAUUCCUGUGGGAAAGACGAUAGCCUUUCCCAUCGAUCUGGCACCCAAGGUGGCCCUCGUGAAGCCCGCCUCAGACGGAAAGCCACAAACACAGCAAACGUUUCGAACCAUUGGACAGCCUCAAAUGCGUCUCAUUGCGGGCGCCGUGCAGACGUCCGGAACUGCACAAAUCAUCCAGACUCAUCUCAUGCCGCAAGCAAUGAUAAAGCAAGUCGACACAUCCGGCAGAACCCAGAUCACCGCCCUGCCCGCCCGGAGUCUCUCGCAGACAUCGAUAACAGUCACGAGAACACAGACGCCCACAACUUAUGUGCCACGAGGUGUCACCACGGUGACCAACAUGGCAGGAGCGAGAGCUGUGACCGCAAAUCCACGCACACCCACGCCUCCGGCUGCAAAUAUCAGCUCGACAUUCGUGAGGAGCUCCGCCCCGCCCAGGACGCCCUCGCCGGCGGCAACAGUGAUCUCUCCAGUUCAAGGCGCUACGACAUGGAUGUCAGGCACUGGAGCUGUUCAGGUGCAGGUUCCAGCGCAAUUAAUCCGCGCCAGUAUCAGCCAAACACCGCGUCCGCCUCGAAUGAUGACGCCAAGUGGUGGCCCGGCGACUGUCAGCACCACCGCUGGGCAAACGAUUACAGCGAACGUGGUGGCGGCGUCGCCAGCAGGCCAGGCGGGUACUGUUCAGUCCUCCAGUUCAAACGUGGUGGUGUCACAAUCGCAACAGCAGAUCUUCGCCACCCUAGCGGCCGUCCAGUGUGCGCCGCGUCAGCAGACCGCAACUCUGGUGUACAGCAAUGUGUCAAAUCCGCAGCAGCAAUUUCCGGGGCAGCGUCUGGCCGUGGCCACGUCUCUCGGCGGACCGCGGCAAGUGCGACCCAUUCAACUGAGUAACGCCAGAUUGUCGGCGGCGGGUAUUGGAGUGCGCGUUAGUGCGGCGAAUAUCAGCAUUCGGGCGCCGAGUGUGCCCGUUUUGGCGCCCUCGAGUGUGCUCACGACAAUCCCCACGGCUGUGCAGGCGAGAACAUCUCAAGCGACAGGUGGAACGGGUCUGCCGGCCACGAGAAUCAUUCAAGUCCAGCAGCCACCGUCUGGCGGCACUGCUCAAGUGAUCAAUGCCAGCCGCUUGACGGGAAAUCUCAUGACACUGCACCCGGUGAUCAUGAACACGCCGACGGGAACGCAGAGAGGCGCGACAACGAAUCUGGGAUCGGGAAAAGUUCAGCCUUCGUUGACGAUAACUCACGUUGGGAAACUUCCGCCCCAGUCGGGCGCCACAGGCCAGCCAGCUCCGGCUCUCGCCCAGGUGAGUGGGACUCAGACGGCGCAGAUCCAGCAGCAGAGCCACCAUGCAGUGUCAGGAGGGCAGCAGACGGCGCCUGGGAGUCAGUCGAUCGCCCAGAUUGUCAGUGUGAACCAGCAAGGUCAGCCGCAUCAGCUGGUGACAGUAAAUCAGCAGCAAAUCCUCACAGCCGCACAGAAUCAGAGCGCCGGUGGAACGACAGUGGUGCCUCUGGCCAUUGCCACGCGACCGACGGGGAUCCAAGGCACACAGGUGGCUCCCAGUGCGGGGAUGGUGAGGACGAAUGUUCCGGGAAUUGGGGUGUCAAGUGCGCCAUCGACUGCAGUAAAUCAGGUAGUGUCCGUACCGCCAAUUGCCAAGGUUCUACCGCAGCAGCAAUCUGUGUCGUCAUCUGAAGUGUUUAUCCAGCGUCCGGCGGUGUCAACUUCUGCAACAGCGGCCGGAGUGCAGCUGGCGAUCACCUCGACGCCCAGCAGCAGCGUAACGAGUCUCAGCUACUCCUCAGCCACGGGAGGAUCGUUCGCCGUGGUCGGUGGGAACCGGCAGAUCCACGGACUUGUGCCCACGACGUCAGCUGGUCAGGCGACAAGCGUCCAGACGGUUCCCGUGCGCUUCCAGCCACAGUUGAUCGUGGACAACUCAACGGCGGGACAGGCGUCGCAUCAGAUCAUCACGAUGACGCAGCCCACGUCGACGGCGCAGCAGCACAUGCUGAUUCCUGUGCCGGCCAAGCUAGCGCCCACCACGAGUCCGCGGCCGAGUAUUCUGCGCAAGAGGGACAACGAGGGAGCGUGCGUGGCGCCGAAGGGGGUGAAGAAUCUCGUGCCCAUCCUGCAAUCCAUGGGCAAGGCCUCGCCGGCGUCGGUGGAGGUGGAGAAGGAGCUAAAGCUGGAGCAACCGCCUUCGCCGCGGCCGCCGUCCAGUGACGGAUCGACAACUGUUAGUGCCACUUCGAGUCCAGGACUGGAGCAGCAGCAGCAACAGAUGCCGGAUCCGGAGGAGCUCUCGAUGGCGCUCAGGGCGCAGAGUGAGUUGGCCUACACGAGCAUGAGUGCUGCGUUCGGCGCCGCGGUACAGCAGAAUGCAGCCAGUGACGUGAUCGAAAUAACGCCGCGCAAGAAGCCGAGGAAGCAGCAGUUGGAGGUGUCAAACACGGCGCAGGCGGAGGCCAAGAUGCCAGUGCAGGUGAACAACAAGGAGAACAGCCAGUCGACCGAGGUGACGAUCAAGAAACCGCGCGCUUGUUCUCUCCUCGAGACGUACAAGCAGAACUGGAAGGCGGCCAACAAUCACUUCCAGCGCUAUUCGGACGUGAAGCCGCGGGAGGAGAGGAGGCCAUCGGUGAUGGACUUGGCCAAUCAGGCGCACGUCCUGCAGAAGGUCAACGGCUGGAAGAUUUACCACUUGAGCGCUCAAAUGGAGGAUCUGUGUGAGCUGGAGUCUCAGGUGUACGACAAGCUGUCGUCGAUGCUGCAAGUGAUGGAGGCGCACGAGCAGAGUCCGGACGUUGAUCGUGUGAAUGAUCUGCUGAAGGGCAACAUGCAGAGGAGCAAAGUGAUUAUUGACGGUGUGAAUGAGGCUCGUGGGCAGAUAAUGAAGAUAUUCGAUCACAAAUCUCACGUGUCAGACAUCAUUCAUCGUUGUGCGUCGAAGAGGAACUUCAAGAAGAGGGAGAAAACAUAAGGAUUAAGUGUGUGAGUGUGUGGAAAGUCCUUUUAUGAAGGUUAA